AUGGUCGCCCCUGCACGGAAGUUUGGCUUCAUCUUUCCCAUGGCCUCGGGCCACAUCAACCCCUCUCUGCCCGUCGCACGUACCUUGGUAGAGGAAGGCCAGGAAGUCCACUACCUCUGCAGGGAGCAGAUGAAGGAUGCCAUUGAAGACACGGGGGCCACCUUCCAUUCGGAGAUCGAAGCGCUGCCGGAGAUGUAUGAAGGAAGAAAUGUUGACAUCUUCGGAUGCUUGUCGGACCUUCAAAAGGAGUUUGGCUUGGAUCAGGACCCUCUGUUUGUCGCGAUGUUCAAGAUCCGGGAAAUUAUGCAGGAGAUGAUGUUGCCUGGCAUUCUACGCUGGCUUGAAAAAGUCGGUGUAGAUGUGGUCGUGCUGUGCCCUCUGAUGAACAAGGAGGCCUGCUGGGCCGCCCAGAUUCUUGGCAUUCCAUGCGUCGGUAUCAUGACAACUGCUGGGCCGGGAAGCCUGCGUUUGGCGACUUUGGAAUGGCUGGAAAAGAUGGGCUACACCACUGAGCGGUGCCUGAAGGAGCGCCGUGCCUAUCAACCUCUGCUUGACGCUGUUGAUCGCUUGAGGGCCAAAUAUGGCUUAGAGAUCGAGCUCGAUGAGGAAAUGGCACCAGUAGGAAUGUCGGUGGUCGCAAAGCAAUCGGCACUGACACUGGUCACCACCGUUGACUUCUUGGCGGAUCCCUUGUCACCGGAGCUGGAGAAGAUCUACGAAGAAGCCCAAACGGAGUUUGUCUUCGUCGGGCCGCUGCUCGAUAAAGCCGGAGCCAAGCGAGCGGCAGGGCACAAGUUCCAGAAAGACGCCGAGUCUACCAAGGGGCUUGAGACGACGCCGCAGCCAGCGCAAUCUGCACAAAUCGCCGAUGCCAUCGACCCCGUAGCCUUGAUUCGCAAGGCCCGCGCAGAGGGUCGGGAGGUGAUCUUUGCGAGCAUGGGAACGGUAAUUACAGGAGACAGCCCAGAAGUGGGCUGGGCCAACCACAUGUCCGUCGAUGGAGUUUUUCAGGGCUUGACCGGCAAAGAGCUUUGCCAAGCCGCCUGGGGUGGUCUUUUCGAUGCCUUCGGCACAGACAACGCUGGCGGCGCUCCGCUGCUGUUGGUCUCUUUGGGACCCCAGCCAGAUGCACUUGAGAACCUCAUGGCUCCGGCGAACGCCGUAUGCUUGCCCGUCAUGCCACAAGUUGACAUCUUAAAGGAGGGCGUGGACUUGUUCCUGACACAUGGAGGCCAAAACAGCUUCAUGGAAUCCCUGAGCACUGGUGCUCCGGUCGUCGUUUGCCCAGGAUUUGCUGACCAACCUGUCAAUGCUCAGAAGGCUGUCCAGCUUGGUGUCGGCCUGCAAAUCGAGCGACCUAUGUGCGAUCUGAGCGAGGCCUCACAGGUGGCUGCCAAGUACCGAUGCGACGUUGCGGCAGCAGUCGAAGAGGUCCGCAGGAACCCGGAGUUCAAGACCAAAGCCAACGAGUGCUCUUUGAAGAUGCAGUCUGCAGGUGCCUUGACCAAUUCAGGAGUUGCCCCGGGCUUUCGUCGAAGACUGGGGCACUGCCUUCUGGCCGCUGCUUUGUCCCCGAUGCUCGCGCAACUCGCCGUGGCUUUUUCCGGCUCCGCGAUCCACGCACCACCGAGGAGAAGGUGUGUCUCCCGGCCUGCGUCCUCAUCUGAACUUCCGGCCCUGCAGUCCAAAGCGAGCCUGAAGUUGAUCCAGGCACAGGUUGCAGCCGGUCACGAUAUGAAAGAGCUUGGGGUCCGGAUGGAGCAGAGCGAGUUCAAGGCGUCAGCAUUGGACGGCGCUGCAACAGUCACGUUUGACGGCAUGCAGAACCUGCGCAGCGUCGACAUUUCGGACGAUGCGCUGGCAAAAGCCGGGAGUGAGACAGCCCUAGCCGAGGCCUUGCUGAAGGCGCUGCAAGAAGGCCACGACAGCAGCGUCGCAGGCUCAGAAGACGAUGUCUGGUCUCUUUACCAGAGCAACCCGGACCUCAUCCAGGCUCCCUUGAUCCAGAUUGGUGCAGGCAACACUGCGCAGGACUUGUGGGCGAAUGUGACAAAAACCAAUGAAACCCUCAAGCUGGCGGAGGAGCUCUUCCUUCAUUUCGAUCAGGACAAGGACGGCUUCUGGAACUUCAAGGAAACUUCAGCUGUACAGCUCGCCACAGAGGGAACUGAAAUGGGCGAAGAAGCCUUCAACUCCCUCAUCAUUGCUGCAGCACCGAACGGAGGUCGUCACUUGACAGAGGAAGACAUGGCUCGAGGUCUGUCGAAGGAUCAGGUGCUGGACCUCUACACCAACGCCCAGAGACAACGCCAGCUGGGUUUCGUUCUCGACAUUAUGAAGGAUCAUCAGCGGGUCUUCUCACAGGAGUCCAACGCAAAAGAAACAGAGAGCAAGCCCGCGCCAGUGUCCGUGAGCGUGGACUGA
Symbiodinium sp. CCMP2592 is the source of this 2424-nucleotide messenger RNA. Lineage: Eukaryota; Dinophyceae; Suessiales; Symbiodiniaceae. The record is from the annotation of a GenBank genome assembly.